Molecule: messenger RNA, 1499 nt
Organism: Xenopus tropicalis (tropical clawed frog)
Lineage: Eukaryota; Metazoa; Chordata; Amphibia; Anura; Pipidae
Exons: 20
Coding region: 249-1307 (352 amino acids)
Source: RefSeq, a predicted model, not a curated record
UCUAAUAGCAGAGAUUUUUCUCAGUCAUCCUGUCACACCCUUCCCAACUAGAAUGAAAGUGAAAGAAAACCAGGAGAAUGUAUAGACCCUACAGAUGCUGCUAUAGCCCCCUCACUGCAGAUGCUGAUCUGCCUCAAAGCUGUACGGACCUGCUGCCCGGUUCUGGGUCGGAGUGAGAGCAAUUUGGGCUGGACGGUGCCUCCUGGCUGGAACAACAAACUUCCUUUAGAGUGCCUCUAACUGGAAAUAUGCUGUUUUCUUUUAUAAUACUGGCUUUGCUGGUCGGCAUAGCAUUACUACUUCUAUGUGGAAAGCAUCUAUUGCCGUUUUUAUCACUGGCCCUUUUGACUGGCGUAGCAGUAUAUGGUCUGACUGGAAAGAUUCUUCUAGGACUCCUAGUAUUGACCAUUCUGGUCAGCUCAGAAUUAUAUGAACAGCGUAACACUCUUAAAAAUGAAAUAGCCCCUCAGGUCAAAAACCUGAUACAUGAUCAGAGUAACGCUGUGAAAAAUGCAAUAGCCCCUCUGGUCAAAAAACUGAUACAUGAUCAGAUUAACACUCUAAAAAAUGCAAUAGCCCAUCAGGUCAAUAAACUGAUACAAGGAGCAAUAUUUUCUGCUCUGCUCGGCAUCGGAUUAUUUGCUCUAACUGGAAGUCUUUUAUCAUCGUUGUUAUCAUCAGGCCUUCUGCUCGGUGCAGGAUUGUUGCCUGGAACUCGAAGCCUUCUAACAUCAUUAUCAUCGGCCCUUCAGAGUGUAUUGUCAGGUCUGUGGGACAAAAUAAAAAACGUAUGGUCCAAUCUUAAGAGUGAGGUCAGCAAAGCAUCGUCUAGUGUUGGUGAUAAACUUAACACUUCAAACGAGAUCCAAAAUAUCAACAAAGCAUUGUCAGGUCCAAUGGGAACGGCUUUGAAAAUCGCUUUGGCCGGCGCAGUAUUAUUCAUUGUUUCUGGAAUAUUGCUGGCCGUACUGCUCAUCGUAAUAUUAUGUUAUAUUGGAGAGCUUCUCAUUGCAUUGUUACUAUUGGUCCUUGUGAUCCUCAUCAUAUUAUUGGGUCUCAGUAGAAACCUUCUCAUAGGCGUGAUAAUAGUGUCCCUUCUGGGCUGCGCAAAAUUAUAUAGUCAACGUGAGAUUCUUGAAAAAGAACUUGGAAAACUUUCCAAAUUUAAAAAAUGUCAAAUGGCUUAUAAGUAUAUCCCAAAAAUAUUGGGUCACAGACAAAGCAUAACAUUGGUAUUAUUGGCUGCUCUGGUCGGCGCAGUAUUCUUCAAUCUCAUUUCAAGGCUGCUCAUGCUGGUGGUAACAUAGGCCUUUCUGGGAGGCACAGCAUUAUGUGAUUCAUCUUUCUUGAAGGAAACCAGCAUUGUGAUAAUAAUGGGCCCUGUUUGCUUUCUGCCAGCGUAUUAGUGAGGGACAUGCAAGAUUUGUGGAUUUAUUACACUUUGAGGAUCAUUGUCUUACAUAGAUUCACUUUUUGUUCCUUAAAAAUAAUUGUAUUUU